GAGCGAAAAUAAAUAAAUAAAACGUAAAACUCAGCGGAAAGUAAUAAAAUAAGAGCGGACACGUCCCACGAAAACCCGGAGGAGGAAGCCAAAGUGUCAAGCAAGGACACUUCAAAGGACAGAGAACACCGGAGUAGAGAAGCAGCGGAGCAGAGGAGUCGGGAGCAGAUUGUCCAGACCCCGAAGACAGUCAGUAGCGAAUUCCCCGCUGGCGAGCAAUUGAGCAAUUGUGCAAAAUGGAUGCGCUACGCUUCCGUGGUUCACCAUUCGCCCGCUUUACGGGCCAGUCGACCGGACCGGGCCACCCGCGUCCACCGCCACACCCACAGCAUCCGCAGCGCACACAGCCGAUGGGAGCACAUGGCAUCAGUGCACCCGAACCGCUGAUCGUCGUGGAGGAGUCCAACCUGCCGGAGGAGCAGGAGGACAGCUCUGAGCCGACGGUCUCCAAUCGCGGCAGCCUGGACAUCGACUCGCCCGUGAAUCCCUAUCUGCUCUCGCCAUGGCGGGAUCCUCGCGAGGCGCGCAAGCAUUCCCUGCCCUCGCAGCAGGUGACCGACGGCAUCACAGCCAGCCAGGUGCGCCGGCUCUCGGAGCGCGGGGGCGAGGGUUCGGGGCCCACACCCAAGGAGGCCGCCUUUCUGGCCACCCUUUCGCAGGCACCGGCGCCCACCGGACGUCGCCACUCGGUGGUGACCAUCUCCAAGGUGCCCACCACUCUUUUUGGACGCUCGCGACGCGAGUCCGUGGCCGCGUAUCCCAACAGCAAUGGGAGCAGUCGGGUGCUGAAUUCCCGGCGGGAGAGCAACACAGGACCCCCAUCGACAGACCCCAUCGGCAGCAUACACAAUCUGCAGCUGGACAUCAUGGACGACAUCUAUUUGCAGUCGCGCAAGGCGCGCUUGAAGCUCUGGACCUCAUCCAACGAGAAGGUGUGCGAGGUGCAGACCGUCGACGAGGCGGGCUCCGGCCAGCCGGGCCGACGAUUCACCAACCGUCGCUACUCGGAAUGCCCACAGCCAGGAUUGGCCAGCUCCUUUCGCCGCGCCUCCGAGCUGCCGCCGUCGCAGCAGCUGCAGCUGCAGCAGCAGCAGCAGCAGAAUCAGAAUCAGUUGCAGAACUCGACUCGUGCCUCAACGCGUCGCAAGAAGUCGGGCAGUGGAACCGGACUCCUGGGCAGUCGUACGGACAUCGCCGGCAUAUUUAGCUCGUUGACCAGCUCGGCCAUGGAUAUGCACCGGCCGGAACCGGAAGGUCGCGAUGGCAGCUCAAGUGCCAGCUCAUCGGCAACGGCCACCGCCGGUAGCCCGUUUCUCAGCCAGACCUUUCAGGCGGCCGCUCGUGGGCGUGCCACCAGCGCCACGCCCACACCGACGGCCCACAGCGGAUCACUGGCGGUUGGCGGCGGUGGAGGAGGCGGUGGAUCAGGAUCGGGAACCACUGGCGGCCUACUCGAUCCCAAUGCCGGUAGGUCGACGCGCUCCAACAGCUUCGAUGUGUCCCUGCUGAACAACGCCAAGCAACUGGUGAGCGAUGUCCAGGACAAUAGCUCGGCCACCCUGUCCGGUUGGUUUGCCAAGCGGCACACGCCCUUGGCGCGCAAGAAGAGUGUGCGGAGCAAGAGUUCGGCGGUGGCGCUGUCCAAGGAUGUGCUGGAGCGGCUACAGAAGAAGGAUCCACUAGGCGGUGACUCGGGCAAGCCGAAACUGAAGCCACGGAGCAAGCAGAAGACCUGGGCGGAGUCCACCAAGGCGACGGUGGAUGCCACCAUACUGGGCACGGCCAUCGAGGGUUUCCUGCGCAAGAGCUCCAACGCCAGCAUGGGCGGCUCGGGAGCGGGCUCGUCGGGCGGCGGUGCCUCCACAUCGGCAGCGGCACGCGGUGCCACGUCCAAGGCGGCCAAGGAUUCGGGCAGCGCCAGCGGCAGUCCCGCCCGUCGCAGUCGACCCUCCGCCAGCAGCUCGGCCCAAUCGCAGGCCGGCCGGGCAGUCCGCUCCACGCUCAAUUGGUUUGGCAAGGCCGACGAGGACGACUCCAAGGACACGUGCGACGCCUCGCUCUGCGCCACGCUCAAGGACCUCUUCGUCAAAUAGGUCGGGGGGCGCAGAGGCAAGUAAAGCCAUGGGCCAAGUCCCGGCUAGAGCAGCACACCGCCAGCUACUUGCACCUCUGAGAUCCAAAAAUCCUUAUCGAAAUCCGAAAAACAAAACAAACCAAAUCGAUACGAAGUUGAAGUUGAAGUUGAAAGCUUAAACAGCCGAGUGAACAAUAAGCGCAGCAAACAGUAAUCCCCAUUAAAUUCAUCAUAUAACAACACAGCAGCAGAGGCUUAAUGGCAGAUUAAAAGCAUAGCAACGUCUGCCUUUCGUGCGGAAAGGAGAUGCACAUAAUUCACCAAAAUCAAUUAUAUAAUCACAGCACUUACAUAACUCACAAACAAAGUAAUAAUAAUUGAUAGCACAGGCUUCACACAAAACACGUCCAUUCCACAGAAUCAAACACUGAGAACAUUGUGUUGAAAGGCCGACAGUAAGAUACAAGUUACAAGAUACAGUAAGGUGAUUGAGAAAUUAGAACUACAAAGCAAACGGUAUACCUGGAAUUGGAACAAUAAACCAGCAGGAGCUAUCGAUACCUGAAGGAUAAUCAGGUUGGUGUACAACAGCACGUGCACACGAGCAG
Drosophila teissieri is the source of this 2682-nucleotide messenger RNA. RefSeq lists its product as uncharacterized. Lineage: Eukaryota; Metazoa; Arthropoda; Insecta; Diptera; Drosophilidae. The transcript has 5 exons. The coding region runs from base 237 to 2093 and encodes 618 amino acids. The record is from RefSeq and is a predicted model, not a curated record.